AUGGCUAAUAUCCUCCUAGCUGCGAGUGGUAGCUUCCUUCCGUCUACUGUUAGCAAGAAUUGGGCAUCAACCUUUAUUAAUCGUCGCGAAGAGCUUCGCUCGCGCUUCUCAAAGCGUGAUGACUACCAGCGCGCCCUAAAUGAAGACCCAAAAUCACUACGUGCAUGGUUUGCAACCGUACAGCGGGUUAUCGAUGAGAACGUGGGUCUUAUAUCUGCCCAGAACGUAGUUACGCGAGCAGAUUACUAUGGUCGGCGUCAUCUCCUACAGCCAGGAAAUCGUGAAUGGGUCACUGCUAUUGAAGCAUUCUGCGCAGAUGGUUAUUCGCUACCGCCCCGUAUUAUCUUUAAAGGCAAAGUAGCUAUUGCAGGGUGGUUUGACAAUCUACCAAGAGAUUGGCGAUUAGAGGUCUCAAAUAACGGCUGGACCACCGAGGAGAUUAGCCUACGCUAG
Messenger RNA from Aspergillus affinis, 453 nucleotides. RefSeq lists its product as uncharacterized. The record is from RefSeq and is a predicted model, not a curated record. Lineage: Eukaryota; Fungi; Ascomycota; Eurotiomycetes; Eurotiales; Aspergillaceae. The coding region runs from base 1 to 453 and encodes 150 amino acids. Gene Ontology annotation, molecular function: nucleic acid binding. The transcript has 2 exons.